AUGUUUGCUCGAGCACUCCGUCAAGCUACUCGUCAGGCGAGUACAGUCCGUUCUCUGCUCUCACAAGCCCGUCCCCGAGCACUCCGUCAAGCGGCUCGUAAAGCAAGCACAGUCCGCUCUCCGCUAUCACAAGCACGCCCGCCCAUUCGCUGGACAACAGGCAAAGCACUCUUACUAUCAACCUUGACGGGCCUCAGUACCUAUGCCAUUGGACUCCUUACGAGCCGUCAAGCCAAUGCACAAGAUACAAGCAGUAUCAUUCGCACACACACGACACCUGCCAAGUAUGGCGGUGCAAAAGAACUCUACAAAGCGAUGCCAGAGAUUCAGGCAUUUCUAGGUGAAGAAGGCAUCACGACAGACGAGGAAGAACUCGAGCGUCAUGGAUUCAGUAGCUGGGCAACGUACAAUAUUGAGACACGUCCCAUUGCAGUGGCUUUCCCAAAAAGUACAGAGGAUGUUGCGAAAAUGGCAAAGAUUUGUCACAAGUACAGGUUACCCAUGAUUGCGUACUCCGGAGGUACCUCACUCGAAGGACAUUUCAGCGCAACGCAAGGUGGUGUGUGUGUUGACUUUGCGCACAUGGAUCAAAUCGUAUCCCUGCACAAGGAAGAUCUCGAUGUGGUCGUACAGCCUGCUAUUGGCUGGCAGGAACUCAAUGAAGCGCUGAAAUCCAAUAAUCUGUUCUUCCCACCCGACCCUGGUCCAGGCGCACGUAUUGGCGGCAUGAUUGGAACCGGUUGCUCUGGCACAAACGCAGCACGCUAUGGAACCAUGAAGGAAUGGGUCCUCUCACUCACCGUUGUUCUGGCAGAUGGCACCAUCAUCAAAACACGUCGUAGACCACGCAAAUCGUCUGCUGGGUAUGACUUGACCCGCUUGUUUGUCGGCAGUGAAGGCACCCUUGGUCUUGUUACCGAAGCAACACUCAAACUGGCAGUCAUUCCAGAACUCACACGCGUUGCUAUCGCACCCUUUCCAACACUUGUUGAUGCAGCCUCUUGCGUCUCUCAAAUCAUGGCAGCAGGCAUUCCGUGCGGCGCACUGGAACUGCUUGAUGACGUGCAAAUGAAGGCCGUCAAUCAAACCAGUAAAGGUACUGGAGCACGCACCUACAAGGAACUCCCCUACCUCUUUAUGAAAUUCUCCGGCAGUCCAGCAGCGGUGGAUGAGCAAAUCAAGCAAGCGAGCAAGAUUGCAAAAGCCACGAAUGCUGAAGCGUUUGAAUUUGCCAAGAGUGAGGAAGAUUCACACAACUUGUGGAUGGCACGCAAGGAAGCACUGUGGAGUAUGAUGGCCGCUGCUGAUCCUGCUAAAGGCGAAGUUGUCUGGACCACAGAUUACACUGUACCGCUUUCAAAGCUACCGCAGCUCAUCAAAGAGGUCAAGGAAAGAAUGACGUCGAUUGGUGUAUUUGCCAGUAUCGUCAGUCACGCUGGUGAUGGCAACGCUCAUUCUAUUAUUCUCUACAACAAGGCGGAUCCGAAGGGAAAGAAGGCCGUCGAAGACGCAGUCAGUCAUCUCGUCAAACGUUCAAUCGAAAUGGACGGAACGUGCACAGGCGAGCAUGGUGUCGGUAUUGUCAAGAAGAAGUACCUGCUGCAGGAAUUGGGUGAAGACACAGUGGGCUUGAUGAAACGCUUGAAGCUCUCGAUGGAUCCAUUGCUACUGCUCAAUCCAAACAAGAUUUUCGACUUUUCUGAAUCGCAGACUUGGACAGAGCAAGAGUAA
Protomyces lactucae-debilis is the source of this 1731-nucleotide messenger RNA. Its product is annotated as oxidoreductase. Gene Ontology annotation, molecular function: FAD binding; D-lactate dehydrogenase (cytochrome) activity; D-lactate dehydrogenase (NAD+) activity. The record is from RefSeq and is a predicted model, not a curated record. Gene Ontology annotation, cellular component: mitochondrion. The transcript is spliced from 2 exons. NCBI's taxonomy places the organism in Eukaryota, Fungi, Ascomycota, Taphrinomycetes, Taphrinales, Protomycetaceae. The coding region runs from base 1 to 1731 and encodes 576 amino acids. Gene Ontology annotation, biological process: lactate catabolic process.